UUUAAAAUGUCCACAUGCACUUAAAGAUGAUGUACAUUGACUUAAUUCUGCCUAAAAUUAUCAAAUACCAUCAAUGCUUACCAACAUUUGCAACACUUAUAAUUUGAACGCACCGAAUUUAAAGCCGGCCAAGGCCUGUAACAUCAGUUGCAUUUAGCAAAUUUUUUUUUAUGGGAAAUUCAUGUGUAAUAAUCAAGCAAAAAAUCGAAUUCGUAAAUACAAAUAGCAACACUUAUGCCACUGUUUACCGCGAUGAAGUGCGCGCAUAGAAUACUAAUUAAUAAAUAUCAAUUGUCAUCACCCAUCGAAACCGGCCCACAUGAAUACAUACGUAUACGUUCAUACAUACGUAUACGUACAUAUAUAUAUAUAUAUAUAGAUGGAUUUGGAUGUGUCGCAAAUGUGGACAAGUGUGGUGGCACGCACAGCUCAGCAGCUGCGUAAUGAAUUUUGCAACAAAUAUUUUGUAAAUAGAUAAAUGUGCAGUGCUAAAUGUAAUGGUUAGGAGCAAUUGAUUAGUUUGUUCAAAAAUUAGUUUAAUUCGAAACUCAGGAGGAACAGUAGGAAGAUGCAAAGUGUAAUACGGGUUAGCGUUUUCAUACUAGCCGUGUGUUGGAUAGUGCAGGAACAAGGCACGCAAGCUUUGAUUCACGACAUCAUCGACAUAAUUGAUCUGCAAAGCUUGAAUUUAGCGAAUUAUGAAUAUUUCCGCAAUUUGCCAUCGCAGAAUCCUAAAACUGCCGCCAAAGCAAAUCUUUUCCGUGAACACUUUCAAAAGAAGAAGGCUGUGUUGGACUAUAUAGAGCACCUAUUUCUAGGCACUUCGCCUUUUUCACAAGAAAGCGAAAUACCUUUUAAUCCACAUUUGGGGCGCGCAUGGCGUCCAUAUUUCGAACGGAAGUAUGGAAAGCAUGGCGCGAACUUAGUAGAUAUGUUGGGCAGAGGUUAUUCAUUGCAGCAGCUGAGGCAACAAGGUGCUAUUCCAAAGGACUUCGGCACACCAUACUAUCCAACGCGGUAACUGGAAAUUAUUGUAGAAUAAAGCCUAGACGUAUUUUUUGUUAUUUAUUAUUACUUUAAUUAUACUAAGCAUUAUGAAAGUAAAAACCGCA
This is a messenger RNA of Rhagoletis pomonella (apple maggot), 1112 nucleotides long. RefSeq lists its product as uncharacterized. The record is from RefSeq and is a predicted model, not a curated record. NCBI's taxonomy places the organism in Eukaryota, Metazoa, Arthropoda, Insecta, Diptera, Tephritidae. Bases 569 to 1021 code for a protein of 150 amino acids. The transcript has 2 exons.